UGAACAAGUGUUAAGAGUAGGAAAAGAAAGAGAAAAAAAGAAAAAAGAAAAUGUCCGUGACCACAAAUUAAUUUGGGAUCCGAAUUUCAAUGCAAGAAAUUCGUGAAAUGAAUAAAGACAUUACACAUUUCAAAUUUCUCAAAAUAAAAUAAAAAAUAAUCACAGGAGCUACGAAUUUGUUGGGAGUUUGUAUGAACGAACGAUUGAACGCCAAAUUCUCGCCCCCCCAAGAUGUCUACUUGAAACUGAACCAACUGGAGGAGAGGGUCCUCAGGUGAAGAUCUGAGGCUUUUUUUGAGUUUUCCUUUUCGAGAAAUAGUUUAAAAGAUGAGCGCUUCUAGGUUUAUCAAAUGUGUUACUGUUGGUGAUGGAGCUGUCGGCAAAACUUGUUUGCUUAUUUCAUACACCAGCAAUACUUUCCCCACGGAUUAUGUGCCGACAGUUUUUGACAAUUUCAGUGCGAAUGUGGUUGUUAAUGGGAGCAUUGUUAAUCUGGGUUUGUGGGAUACUGCUGGACAAGAGGAUUAUAACAGAUUAAGACCAUUGAGUUACCGUGGUGCCGAUGUUUUCAUAUUGGCUUUCUCUCUCAUAAGCAAGGCUAGUUAUGAAAAUGUCUCCAAAAAGUGGAUUCCAGAGUUGAAGCAUUAUGCACCUGGUGUCCCCAUAAUUCUGGUUGGGACAAAGCUUGACCUUCGAGAUGAUAAGCAGUUCUGCAUAGACCAUCCUGGUGCCGUUCCCAUUACCACAGCUCAGGGAGAAGAGCUGAGGAAGCUGAUUAAUGCACCAGCUUACAUUGAAUGCAGUUCAAAAACACAGGAGAACGUGAAGGCAGUGUUUGACGCAGCCAUAAGAGUUGUUCUUCAACCACCAAAACAGAAGAAAAAGAAGGGUAAAGCACAAAAGGCCUGUUCAAUAUUGUAAUUCACUAGGUUUAAACAUUUGAUUGCCCUUUGUUCUACCUGUAUUCCCCUCCCCUUCUUUCUUUUCAUAAUUUCUUUGCUAGUAAAGAAGUUGGAGAGUCUGUGUGGGUGUUCUUUCAGACAAAUACUCUAGAUCUCCUUGAAGCAUAAGGUGGUUUUAAUGCUUUGCUUUCUUUGAAUUAUUAUUGUCAACUCUAAUAGUCAAAUUCGCAUUUCAUGCUUCC
This is a messenger RNA of Lathyrus oleraceus (garden pea), 1144 nucleotides long. Its product is annotated as rac-like GTP-binding protein RHO1. Gene Ontology annotation, biological process: small GTPase-mediated signal transduction. The record is from RefSeq and is a predicted model, not a curated record. Gene Ontology annotation, molecular function: GTPase activity; GTP binding. The transcript has 8 exons. NCBI's taxonomy places the organism in Eukaryota, Viridiplantae, Streptophyta, Magnoliopsida, Fabales, Fabaceae. Bases 328 to 921 code for a protein of 197 amino acids.